GCGGAUUCAUCUACGCCUUCGACUUUGUACGCCUUCUGCUGGGCUUCGAUGAGGGAUUCGUCGGCCUGGUCAUUAUCAGGAGAGGAAACGGGGAUGCCGUGAGGGGUAUACGUACCACAGGCAUCCAUGCACGCUUCUCGCCAUCGUGCUCGUACUCAAUCCCAUCAUCCGCCUCAAACGUCCACUUCCCCGUCACCUUCGAAAACGAGACACGCGGAUCAGUCGUCCAGUCACUCGUCGCAACAGGGAACCCAGCCGCGACAGCAGCUGCCUGAUCCGCACCACUCGUCGCACUCGCGCCCUCGACAUUCGACUGUCUCGUCUGUUGCGGCAUCUUGAAAGGAAGAGAAAAUCAAUAACUUGUAAGUUAAUUAACGCUCAGUCCCUCACGGUUCACGGUGACCGCAUCCUAGGCAGCUCCGCCACACUCAGCCACACAUAUUUGGAGGUCGUACGAACUUUAACUGUGUAACAGUUCGCGAUCCAAAAGUUAUCGAAAUGGCAUCGGAAACGGCUAAGCGCACCGCGGAGGAGGUGGAGGAGGUUGUUCAGCUGCCGCAGAAAAAGUUCUUCAGACAGAGAGCGCACGCCAACCCAUUCUCAGACCAUGAUCUCGAAUACCCGGCAAGUCCAGCAGAUAUGGACUGGUCACCCCUCUACCCAGCAUACUUCCCUGCACCAGCCGAGGGCCCGCAGAGACAGGUCGAGGUCGCUGAUAUCGGGUGUGGGUACGGUGGGCUGUUGAUGGAGCUUGCGCCUGAGUUUCCGGAUAAGUUGAUGCUUGGAAUGGAGAUCCGAGUACAGGUUACGCAGUAUGUGCAUGAGAAGAUUCUGGCGCUGAGAAAGCAGCAUAAGGAGACGGGCGGUUACAAUAACAUUGCUGUGCUACGAGGGAAUGCGAUGAAGUUCUUGCCGAACUUUUUCGUGAAGGGACAGUUAAGCAAGAUGUUCUUCUGCUUCCCCGACCCCCACUUCAAAUCCCGCAAACACAAGGCCCGAAUCAUCACUUCCACCCUCAGCGCCGAAUACGCCUACGUCCUCCGCCCGGGCGGAAUCAUCUACACCAUCACCGAUGUCCGGGAUUUACAUGAUUGGAUGGUGAAGCAUUUGCAUGCGCAUCCCUCGUUCCAGAGGUUGACGAAGGAGGAGGAGGCAGAGGAUGUUUGUGUGAGGAUUAUGAGUGAGGCCACGGAGGAGGGAAAGAAGGUGGGACGGAAUGGGGGGGAGAAGUUUGUCGCUUGUUAUAGAAGGCUGGAGGAUUGA
Messenger RNA from Saitoella complicata NRRL Y-17804, 1263 nucleotides. Its product is annotated as putative methyltransferase. Gene Ontology annotation, molecular function: tRNA (guanine(46)-N7)-methyltransferase activity. Lineage: Eukaryota; Fungi; Ascomycota; Saitoellomycetes; Saitoellales; Saitoellaceae. Gene Ontology annotation, cellular component: tRNA methyltransferase complex. The coding region runs from base 499 to 1263 and encodes 254 amino acids. The transcript is spliced from 5 exons. The record is from RefSeq and is a predicted model, not a curated record. Gene Ontology annotation, biological process: RNA (guanine-N7)-methylation; tRNA methylation.